GCGGAGAAGGGAAGGCCAGUCCAUGGCAUCUUGAUAUUAAAACCGUGGGCUCUGCGCAUUCCUCACCGACGGCGUAGUCUUUUUUUUCUUCUGCGGAGUCGAAAGGAUUAACUUGGCCAGAUAAAAGCGGCGAGGGAGGAAAUCUGAACAAUUAUUCAAUUUGACCAGAUUCUGUUUGGUUGGAUACGUGGGAUAUCAUUGGACCUGCGAUGGACUCCAGCGCGGGGGAAUAUGGCAUGGCUCGUCUUGGAUUGUUUUUGGUUUUGAUGGGGCUGUGGAGAUUUAGCGAUGCUUGCACACCAUCCUGCACUUGCAGCACCUCAAGGAUUGUUUGUAAUGAUUCUGUUCCAGGGAUCGAGGAUUUCCCUGUCCUCACGUUAGAUGACAUGGAAAACAUCACCGAGAUAUACAUUACUAAUCAAAACAGGCUGUUUGAGAUCAAUGACAACAGUCUGAAGCUCUACGUAAACCUCAGAAACCUAACAGUGAUAAAAACAAGUCUGACAUCUAUAUCAUCAGACGCAUUUUUCAACAAUACAAGACUUCAAUAUGUAAAUCUCAGAGACAAUAACAUAUCAACGCUGUCAUGGAGAACAUUUCAGAACUUUAACACAACAUACCCGCUCCUCUUGUAUGGAAACCCUCUGGAUUGUGUUUGUGAGAACUUUUGGAUCAAACUGAGGCUAGAAGAAUCUGACAAUAAAAAUCUGAAAUGCAAAGACAACAGAGGAUUGACAACGACCUUUGACAAACUCAGUCCACCUGACUGCGUGGUUCCCGAAGUAGAGGUCACCCCAAGAACUGUGACUGAGAUGCAGGGGAGUGAUGUCAAAGCUGUUUGCAACGCCUCAGGCUCCCCUCCUCCUGAGAUCCUCUGGAACCUUGAUUUGCUCUCUACCCACCACAAGAUUGAACCCUCGGAAAUGGAGAGCAGCCUCACCUUGUCAGAUCUGUCUCCUGAUGAUAAUGGCAGGGUGAUCAUAUGCAGCGCUGAGAACAUGGUCGGUCAGAAAGAGGCCACCCUUCAGCUCAAUAUUCUCUUUGCCCCCACCAUCCAGCAGCUGCUGGGGCCAGAGCGGGACCACCACUGGUGCAUCCCCUUCAGCGUGACAGGGAACCCCAAGCCUGAGCUGCAGUGGUACCACGAGAACGUGCCUCUCCAAGAGCAGGACUACAUCCGCACCAUGAUCCACGUGUCCACCGAGAGCGAGUACCACGGCUGCCUGCAGCUGGUCAACCCUACGCAUAUCCACAAUGGCAUGUACAGGCUGGUGGCAAAGAACAAGUACGGCCAGGACGAGAAGAAGGUCUCUGCCCAGUUCAUCGACCCGCCUGACAUCGACCAUACAGCAGAAGACCCCUUUUACUACUACACUACUGACUCACCACUCCCUCCUCUGGAUGACAGUGUUGCAGUUUAUGUAGUUGUGGGAAUUGCAGGAGUUGCCUUGACUGGCUGCGUUCUGAUGGUGAUAAUUCUAAAAUAUGGAAGAAACUCCAAGUUUGGUCUUAAAGGCUCCUCCUCAGUCAUCAGUAAUGACGAUGACUCUGCCAGCCCUCUUCAUCACGUCUCCAAUGGCAACAACACCCCGUCAUCCUCUGAGAUGGGUCCAGACGCAGUGAUCAUUGGGAUGACAAAGAUUCCUGUCAUUGAAAACCCACAGUACUUCCGCAACUCCGGCAGCAUGCUGAAAUCUGACACGUUUGUCCAGCACAUCAAGAGACACAACAUUGUACUGAAGCGGGAGCUGGGAGAGGGAGCCUUUGGGAAAGUGUUUCUUGCUGAGUGCUACAACCUGACACCAGACCAGGAGAAGCUCCAUGUGGCAGUCAAGACUCUGAAAGAGGCCAACGAGAGCGGCCGAGCAGACUUCUACCGAGAGGCAGAGCUUCUCACCAACCUGCAACAUGAACACAUCGUCACCUUCUACGGGGUGUGUGUAGAGAGCGACCCGCUCAUCAUGGUGUUUGAAUACAUGAAACAUGGUGACCUAAACAAGUUCCUCAGGUCCCAUGGUCCUGAUGCAGUGCUGAUGGCAGACGGUCAGCACAGUAUCCUGGUGGAGCUCACCCAGUCCCAGAUGCUGCACAUUGCCCAACAGAUUGCUGCUGGCAUGGUCUACCUGGCCUCCCAGCACUUUGUCCACAGAGACUUGGCAACCAGGAACUGCCUGGUAGGAGAAAACCUGCUGGUCAAGAUAGGGGACUUUGGCAUGUCCAGAGACGUUUACAGCACAGACUACUACAGAGUGGGUGGUCAUACAAUGCUGCCAAUCCGCUGGAUGCCCCCAGAGAGCAUCAUGUACCGGCGGUUCACCACAGAGAGUGAUGUGUGGAGCCUCGGCGUGGUGCUGUGGGAAAUCUUCACCUACGGCAAGCAGCCCUGGUACCAGCUCUCCAACAAUGAGGUGAUUGAGUGCAUCACCCAGGGCCGCGUGCUGCAGCGGCCCCGCACCUGUCCUAAAGAGGUGUAUGACCUGAUGCUGGGCUGCUGGCAGAGGGAGCCCUACAUGAGGCUGAACAUCAAGGAGAUCCACAGCAUGCUCCAGAGCCUCGCCAAGGCCUCACCCGUGUACCUGGACAUACUGGGCUGAUGCGCCGGUGUUCUUGUAUGUACUUUGCGUGCAUGUGUGUGAGCUGGUGUAUAUGGACGAGUGGUUGUCUGUUUGUCUGAACAUGAUGAGACGGAGAGGAGAGGAGGAAACAAAGGCUGUGGGACUGCGUGAGCGCCCGCGUCUGUGUACAGUACCUGGCUGUAAAUGUUCCUGUAAAUGCUAUCCUGUCCCCAUUACAUUGAGAAAAGCCUUAAAUUUUGAGUGAUUUAUGUUUUGCUUUUUCGUUUCUUCUCCAUUCGCAGACGUUCUUGAGGCAUGUUUCACAAAUGGAAACCAAAAUGCAUUUACUUUAUCCAAACCAUCAACACUCCUAUAUUUGAAAGGCAUAAAAAUAAACAAAAGCCAAUUAUCAGAAACAUUUUACUGGGUUAUUCUGCAUACAUUCAUCGCAUUCAAUACUCACUAUCCUGUAUUCCAUAUUUGCUGGGAACAAACAAAGGGAAAAUAAUGUGUCUCCAUAAUGGACAAUGUAUGGACACAACUUUGUAGAUAGAGCUUUCUCUUCUUUCAACAAUGUCACACAGAGCAACAUAUUCUGCAGUAAGAUAAAAAAAAAAUGCUCAUUACAGCUUAAGUUUUUCUUUUUUAUGUCAUAGACUAUUUUAAUAUUUAUAGAAUUUAUAAAUGUUGACUCUGUUUUCAUAUCAAGCUGUUGGUUUAAAUCUGUGGUUUUUGAGUCAAACUUUUGCUUGUUUGAAUUUUAAACGCGCAUGUAUAUUAUUAUACACACGCGUUUAAAAAAUAUAGAUUCUUAUAGAUGCCUGUCUGUUAUAUAUAACUUACUGAAGUCCACUGAAGGACUGCAAAAUCAAUGUUGAGGUUGUAAAACACAAGGGCAUACAGCAUUUUACGCCGUUUUUUUUUUUAAUAAUGUCAAAAUAAUUUGUCAUAUUUUAUGUAAAUAUCUGUUGAGGUUCUACACUAAUCACACCAGGUCAUCUAUAUUUACAAAGUAGUGUUUUAAAAGUUGUUGGAGUGCUCUACUCAUUUCAUGACCCUUUUUCAUUUAAUGUAUCUAAAGCACAGAGAAUGAGGACUCAGCAGUGUUGAGCUGUGCCUGCCUGCCCCCCCCCCCCCCCCCCCAAAAAAGGAUGAGCACAGUUUGUUUGACUUUUUAUUUCUUCAUUCACCAGCAAUGCCAUUUAGCAAAUCGUUGUUGUUCUGUGGCCCAUAUCUGUAUGUGAUGUGGUUUUGUUUGCAUCUCCAGAAGCAGGUUUUCAAAUGUUGUGGGUGUUAUGAUUUUGUUUAUGGUUUGAACUUAUGGAGAGUCAUCUUCAUUUUUUUAAUUUCUAAGAGGGAUUGACGAUAUAUUUUGAUGCAGUUUACUGCACUGAUGCUGGUUCAAUAUAUUGGGGAUUUCUCUGUUUUCAGCCCUUUGGUUUGCAUUUAUUGAAGUCGCUACUUGUUUAUUUGUUAUUUAUUUGCUAUUAUAUAUUAUUAUUUUGUUAUUUAUAUAUGGUAGGCUAAGAGAGUAAAAAAAUUAAUUAAGAGUCUGAUUGCCCUUAAAAUGUUGUAGGGGUGCUUUCAUUUCUCUGAGCGGCCCCAGUCAGCCGGGCAGUGACUGAUACAGCUCCUCACUUCAGGGCAUCGGUAAAGCACAUUUGUACAGGCUGAGGACCAUAAUGCUUAAAAAUGGUUUAAAAAUGCAUUCUAAUAGUUCAUUUUCCAAAUUAGCUUCUGUUUAUCUGAGACUAAAAAAAGGCUUAAAUAUUAAAGCAAGUGUGGUGGUCCGAGCGUCUAGUACAAACUUCUGUAUAAAUCUUUGCAAAAAACCGUAGUGAUUACUUCUUCACAAUAACCGUCAUGUAUUUCCAUAUGGAGGCAUAAAGCAGUAAGACUCUUUGCUGAGACAAUAAGUUAUGUUAAGUGCACUUUGUAGCGUUACUUAUCCCCAAAAUGCACAACCUGAGCGGCUGUGCUCAGCACUGAACGCUCUCCGCCUCGACCUCAACUGCACUUAACAAAAAAAAAUAAACCCUUGCUAUGCUGGCCAUAACUAAAGCAAGUCUGAACUCUGACACAUCGUCCUCAAUGACAAUGGCCGUGUUCCUCUAUGUUUUUAUUACAGCGUUUGUCAGUUCUGUAUAAUAGUCAUGUGUCUGCUGUACAUAAAUUGCUGUCCAUUCUGUAUAGUUCUGAUAUUUGUCUAUAUCAAUAGUAGGCUAUGUUUAAUAGUAUAAUCUGUUUUAAGCAGGUAUCAUGUCAAAACCGUGUGACAUCUAUUGAAGACAACGUGUUAUGGGCCACUGGCAAUACAUACUAUAU
Messenger RNA from Micropterus dolomieu (smallmouth bass), 4880 nucleotides. RefSeq names its product neurotrophic tyrosine kinase, receptor, type 2b (gene ntrk2b). NCBI's taxonomy places the organism in Eukaryota, Metazoa, Chordata, Actinopteri, Centrarchiformes, Centrarchidae. Gene Ontology annotation, cellular component: axon; plasma membrane; signaling receptor complex. Bases 210 to 2594 code for a protein of 794 amino acids. The record is from RefSeq and is a predicted model, not a curated record. Gene Ontology annotation, molecular function: ATP binding; brain-derived neurotrophic factor binding; brain-derived neurotrophic factor receptor activity. The transcript is spliced from 19 exons. Gene Ontology annotation, biological process: cellular response to brain-derived neurotrophic factor stimulus; regulation of phosphatidylinositol 3-kinase/protein kinase B signal transduction; protein phosphorylation.